AUGGGUGAUAACAAAGGCAAAAAUCCAGACAGAGAACUCCUUAAGUACAACAACAAUUUCACAUCUGAUGGAGAUCACGAUGUAAUCAAAGAACAAGAUCGUUUGCUUCCAAUAGCUAAUGUUGGUCGCAUCAUGAAACAAAUCUUGCCUCCAAAUGCAAAAAUCUCCAAAGAAGCUAAAGAAACCAUGCAAGAGUGUGUCUCAGAGUUUGUUAGUUUUGUAACUGGUGAAGCUUCUGACAAGUGUCACAAAGAGAAACGAAAGACGGUGAACGGUGACGAUGUUUGUUGGGCCAUGGCUACGCUAGGGUUUGAUGAUUAUGCUGAGCCACUCAAAAGGUAUUUGUAUAAGUAUAGGGAGUUGGAUGUGGAAAGAGGUAAUAACCAAAAUAAAGGUAAUGAAAUUGAAACAUAUAAUAAUUAUGAUGGUAAGGAACAACAAAGUCCAAGGAAAGGUUCCUCUUCUAUGUUCAAUAAUAGGAACAGUGGUCCUCAGACUAAGGGAUUUUGAUUCUGUUUGUUUUUCCUAGUUUUCUCCUAACUUUUAAGAUCUAUAUAUAUGUCCUAAUUAUAUUUUUUGUUUUUUUGUUUUUUUGGGUUUCACUUAUCUAUAAAUAUGUGUUUUAAUUUUGGUGAGUUAUUUAAAGGUGAUUUUUGUGUUCAAUAAAAGGAUUCCUAGUUACUGGGAGUUCCU
This is a messenger RNA of Lathyrus oleraceus (garden pea), 693 nucleotides long. Its product is annotated as nuclear transcription factor Y subunit B-4. Lineage: Eukaryota; Viridiplantae; Streptophyta; Magnoliopsida; Fabales; Fabaceae. The coding region runs from base 1 to 510 and encodes 169 amino acids. Gene Ontology annotation, biological process: regulation of transcription by RNA polymerase II. Gene Ontology annotation, cellular component: CCAAT-binding factor complex. Gene Ontology annotation, molecular function: RNA polymerase II cis-regulatory region sequence-specific DNA binding; protein heterodimerization activity; DNA-binding transcription activator activity, RNA polymerase II-specific. The transcript has a single exon. The record is from RefSeq and is a predicted model, not a curated record.